AUGUAUAACAGUGACCAGUUGCAAGAGCAAUCAUCUGAUACCGUCAACACCAAUGAUAAAAAGCAACUCAGCAGAGAUUUGCUGCAAAAAGUGGUAUACGAAGAAACUUCCGAAGCGUUACGAGAUUUUGCAACGCCGACAUUGCAAAUACGCGCAACCAACUGCAUAGAAGAAGCCUUCCGCCGGCCCGGCACGCCUAUCGAAUACAUUUUUAGCCGUUUCGUUUCGGAUGAUUCGGAGGCAAGAUUGGACGUGGACAACAAUAGCACUCAGUCCUAUUGUAUGCACACCGUCGAUUUGGAGUUUAGACAUGUUGUCAGAUCAACACAUAUUGACAAGAGUAUAGAAGCGAAGAGAAAAGUAAUACGAAUGCUUUUCGUCAUAAUAUUGGAGUUCUUCGUUUGCUGGACGCCAUUACACGUCAUUAAUACGAUCUACUUAUUCUACCCAGAUGAGCUCUACCAGUACAUAGGACCUAAAGGAGUGGUUUCAUUACAACUUCUGGCUUACUGCUCCUCUUGCUGCAACCCCAUCACCUACUGCUUCAUGAACAGGAAGUUCAAGCAGGCCUUCAUCAGCCUCAUCAAGUCCUUUCGGAUAUUUGGGGCCUGCUUCUCUGAGAAGUUGGAAUGUAAACAGGCGACGCCUCCUCCAGUGAGUUCGAGCCAGGACGCUACUGCCUGCGUCAUCAGGGGCAGCCAUACUGGACGCACAGAACUUGACCGGGGGUAUUUAAGCGGAACUGCGGCUCACCGCUGGCAGUUGAGUUCUAAGUCUAAAGCGAUUCGGAAGAAAAGGAAGAAGUGA
This is a messenger RNA of Spodoptera exigua (beet armyworm), 807 nucleotides long. The record is from the annotation of a GenBank genome assembly. NCBI's taxonomy places the organism in Eukaryota, Metazoa, Arthropoda, Insecta, Lepidoptera, Noctuidae.